This is a messenger RNA of Lindgomyces ingoldianus, 1074 nucleotides long. Its product is annotated as vacuolar ATP synthase 16 kDa proteolipid subunit. Gene Ontology annotation, biological process: proton transmembrane transport. Gene Ontology annotation, cellular component: proton-transporting V-type ATPase, V0 domain. The coding region runs from base 123 to 611 and encodes 162 amino acids. The record is from RefSeq and is a predicted model, not a curated record. The transcript has 5 exons. Lineage: Eukaryota; Fungi; Ascomycota; Dothideomycetes; Pleosporales; Lindgomycetaceae. Gene Ontology annotation, molecular function: proton-transporting ATPase activity, rotational mechanism.
CGUCACCACUCCGGCUCCCUCACCACACCAUCCUCGUCUACCCAUUCACCACAACUCAUCUCCCCAUCACAAGCCCGUCCUUCGACUAAGUAUACACUCUUCUUGCUUAGAGAACCGCCGCAAUGGUCUCCGAUUACUGUCCCGUUUAUGCCCCCUUCUUCGGUGCCAUGGGCUGCACCUCCGCCAUCGUCUUUACAUGUUUUGGCGCUGCCUACGGAACUGCCAAGGCAGGCGUUGGCGUCUCUGCCAUGGGUGUCCUCCGUCCGGAUCUGAUAGUCAAGAACAUCAUCCCCGUUGUCAUGGCUGGUAUCAUCGGCAUCUACGGCCUCGUCGUCUCAGUCCUGAUCUCCAACGAUUUAAAGCAAGAAUCCUCGCUCUUCACCAACUUCAUCCAGCUCGGCGCCGGUCUCUCUGUCGGACUUGCAGGUAUGGCCGCCGGAUUCGCCAUCGGAAUCGUCGGAGAUGCCGGUGUGCGAGGAACUGCGCAGCAGCCCCGGCUGUUCGUCGGCAUGAUUUUGAUUCUCAUUUUCGCCGAAGUCUUGGGUCUGUAUGGUCUCAUCGUUGCCCUGCUCAUGAAUUCCAAGGGCAGCACAGCUACGUGCAACCCAUAAACGCUUCGUCCAUCUCGCCGUCGCAGCGUAGCCAAUUUCCCCUGCGAUGAGAAUCCCGGCAUCGGUAUCGCUAUCUAUUGGACACACAAACACAUCUCUCCCGAAAAUGACCCAUGACCUAUACAUCUCUCAUACUUUGCAUGGCGCUCACGGAUUCAAAUAUCUUGUGCGACAUGUUGUACGUCUUAUUUGUGUAUUUUCUUUACAGUGGGCCGCCUGCACGGGCAGCUGGACGGAUUAGUGGAUGAUUAGGGAGAGAUAGGAGGCGGGAGGUGGUCAACGUAGGAAGGGAGGCAGACAGAAUAGAUAAUGGAAUCAAUUGUGGCAAAAUGCAAUCCAUCUGGUGGGAGGCGCUGCCUUUGUGUACUCUUAGGGUCUUGGUUUUUGUUUUUCUUUUGAGAGUAGAUGGGAAUGCAUUUGGCUUUCUUGGUACCAUACUGCUUUGGUUUGAAUUCGAUGGGAC